Messenger RNA from Cottoperca gobio, 1766 nucleotides. RefSeq names its product argininosuccinate synthase 1 (gene ass1). Bases 192 to 1430 code for a protein of 412 amino acids. Gene Ontology annotation, molecular function: ATP binding; argininosuccinate synthase activity. Gene Ontology annotation, biological process: urea cycle; L-arginine biosynthetic process. The transcript is spliced from 15 exons. NCBI's taxonomy places the organism in Eukaryota, Metazoa, Chordata, Actinopteri, Perciformes, Bovichtidae. Gene Ontology annotation, cellular component: cytoplasm. The record is from RefSeq and is a predicted model, not a curated record.
GAGUAACACGGAUGAUGCAAUGUGGGCUGGACCAGUCAGAACGCAACAGUCGGUUAACUGAGCACGUUGCAGCUGCUCUCCUCCACUUCUCACCGACCGUCUAACGACAAAUACGUCUCCGGAAUAACGUGUAUUUGUCUCACAAAACCCACUCUUUUCUUCUCUACCUGUUGGACUGAACGGCAUUCAUUAUGUCUAAAGGUACAGUGGUUCUGGCCUACAGCGGUGGACUGGACACAUCCUGUAUUCUGGUUUGGCUGAAGGAUCAAGGCUACGAUGUGAUCGCAUUUUUGGCCAACAUUGGGCAAGAUGAAGAUUUUGAAGCUGCCCGGAAAAAGGCAGAAAAACUCGGUGCAAAGAAGGUUUUCAUUGAAGACCUGUGUUCAGAGUUUGUGGAGGACUUCAUUUGGCCCGCAGUUCAGGCCAAUGCCAUCUAUGAGGACCGAUACCUACUGGGCACAUCGGUAGCACGGCCCUGCAUCGCCCGCCGUCAGGUCGAGAUUGCACGCAGGGAGGGCGCCCAGUUUGUUUCCCAUGGUGCCACAGGAAAGGGUAAUGACCAGAUACGUUUUGAGCUCACCUGCUACGCCCUCUACCCCGAAGUUAAGAUCAUUGCGCCGUGGAGGAUCCCGGAGUUCUACAACCGCUUCAAGGGGAGAAUAGACCUGAUGGAAUAUGCAGAGAAAAAUGGCAUCCCUGUGCCCGUCAAUCCUAAGGCACCCUGGAGCAUGGACGCCAACCUCAUGCAUAUAAGUUAUGAGUCUGGCAUUCUGGAGAAUCCCAAGAGCCAUGCUCCGGCUGACCUGUACCUGAUGACCAAGAACCCAGAAGAUUCUCCCAAUUCCCCCGAUGUACUGGUGAUAGAGUUCAGAAACGGAGUACCUGUAAAGGUGACCAAUGAGAAGGAAGGCAAAUCCAAGGACUCUCCACUGGAUAUCUUCAUGUACCUCAAUGAGAUUGGUGGAAAGCACGGCGUGGGCCGGAUUGACAUCGUAGAGAACCGUUUCAUUGGCAUGAAGUCCCGAGGGAUUUAUGAAACGCCAGGAGGCACAAUUCUGUUGCAGGCCCAUUUAGACAUUGAGACCUUUACCAUGGACAAAGAAGUGCGUCGGAUCAAACAGGGACUGGGGAUCAAAUUCUCUGAAUUCAUCUACAACGGUUUCUGGUACAGUCCGGAGUGCGAGUUUUUGCGAUAUUGCAUUGAAAAGUCCCAGGCGAACGUGGAGGGCAAAGUACAGCUGUCUGUCUUCAAGGGUCAGGUCUACAUCCUGGGACGAGAGUCACCCAAGUCCCUUUACAAUGAAGAGUUGGUCAGCAUGGACGUGCAAGGAGACUACGACCCAUGUGAUGCCACAGGAUUCAUCAAAAUUAAUGCUGUCAGGUUGAGGGAACACCAUCGUUUGCAGGGCUUCUCCAGCGCCAAGAAGUAAUUGUCGCAGCCCAGUAAACCAUCUCUCUUCCCUCUGCUCUCCGCCGUCUUAAGCAGUAGUAGGUUUAGAGUUUGUGCCUUUUUGCCUUAUUGUCGACUGUUAGUUAUAUUCAGAGUAUCUGGCACACUAGACUCUGUACUGUAAAACCGUAAUGUCUCUUCAGUGGGGGAAGAAAGGUGUAGAAAUGUAAUAACAUGAUAGGUACAUAGUUACAGAUGAUCAUUAGCUUUGUUUGUGGGUGAGCAUGUAGUAUGUAUUUUUAUUUAAUUUUUUCUUCUGCAAUACAAAUAUUUGAACUAGGAUCUUUGUUUCAGAAAUAAAAUGGAGUGAAUUGUG